Molecule: messenger RNA, 1716 nt
Organism: [Torrubiella] hemipterigena
Lineage: Eukaryota; Fungi; Ascomycota; Sordariomycetes; Hypocreales; Clavicipitaceae
Source: the annotation of a GenBank genome assembly
AUGGAUGUCGAAGAGUCGCCCUGGGCUGAUGCCAGCCAGAAAACCACUUCGGAUGCCUCCGACAAGCCGCCCACCCAAGCUUCCCCAGCUUCGCCCAAUCCCUCACAGCCGUCCUCCGCCCCUCGCCCUUCCCGUGGCCCUCGACGUCUCAUUGCCCAGCCUACACGCCUUGAAGCUGUAGAAGAUCCCCUCGGUCCGUUGAGCGCCUCCAACAACGACGGUGGCGCUCUCAGCGAUGCGCCGCCCGCCCCCCCGCAAAAGGAGCAGAUGGUGAUUCGAACCACCAUGGGUGCAGCUUCCCAGCAGCCCCAAGCCCGGCAACCGCUGGAUCCUCAUGGCUUCCCGGACGACGGACCUGAUACUGGUGUAGCCGCCGCCGCAGCCGCUGCUGCUCGAGGACCCCGUGUUCCUCCUCCCGUGGAUGCCGCCCAGCCGACAGGCUUGCAGACCACCGUUCCCCCGAGCGUCAGCGUUGAGCAGGCGUCCAAGCCUACCUUCCAUAUUACCGUGGGUGACCCCGUCAAGAUUGGCGACUUGACGAGCUCCCAUAUUGUCUACUCGGUCCGAACGCAGACUACAUCCCGAGCGUACAAGCAACAAGAAUUCGAAGUCAAGCGAAGAUACAGAGACUUCCUCUGGCUCUACAACACACUACAUGGCAACAACCCGGGCUUCGUGGUGCCCCCUCCACCAGAGAAGCAGGCUGUUGGUCGAUUUGAUACCAACUUUGUCGAGGCUCGACGUGCGGCCCUCGAAAAGAUGCUCAACAAGACGGCGGCACACCCGCAGCUACAGCACGAUCCCGAUCUCAAGCUCUUCUUGGAGAGCGAUUCGUUCAACGUCGAUAUUAAGCACAAGGAGCGACGCGACCCGUUGCCUGUCGAGAGCAAGGGCAUGUUUGGAUCGCUGGGUCUGGGCGUUGGUAGUAGCAACAAGUUUGUCGAGCAGGACGACUGGUUCCACGACCGCAAGAUCUAUCUCGACGCCCUGGAGAACCAGCUGCGGGGCUUGCUCAAGGCCAUGGAGACCAUGGUCAGCCAACGCAAGAUGAUGGCUGAAGGAGCCGCCGAAUUCUCUGCCUCGCUGCAUGCCCUGUCCACUGUAGAGCUGUCGCCGUCGCUGACUGGCCCUCUGGACGCCUUGUCCGACCUACAGCUAACUAUCCGUGAUGUCUACGACCGCCAGGCGCAACAAGACGUCCUAACCUUUGGCAUCAUCAUCGAGGAAUACAUCCGCCUCAUUGGCUCGGUGAAGCAGGCGUUUAGUCAACGCCAAAAGGGCUUCCAUGCUUGGCAUGCCGCUGAGUCGGAGCUUCAGAAGAAAAAGGCCACACAGGACAAGCUGCUGCGCCAGGGUAAGAGUCAGCAAGACCGUCUGCAUCAAAUGGACGGCGAGGUAGCCGAGGCUGAGCGCAAGGUGCACCAAGCGCGACUGCUCUUUGACGAUAUGGGCAAGUGUAUGCGUACGGAGUUGGACCGUUUCGAAAAGGAAAAGGUGGAGGACUUUAAGAGCGGAGUUGAGACAUUCCUUGAAGGCGCUGUUGAGGCACAGAAGGAGCUCAUUGAAAAAUGGGAGACAUUCCUGAUGCAGCUAGACGCCGAGGACGACGCAUCUGCCUUUUAUAAGCCUCCCGUGGAGGAGUCUUCGCAGCCCAAGCCCCCAGGCAACACGGCCAUUGACCGUGCCAGGGCUGGGCUUGACGACGAUUCCGACUAA